AUGUCGAUUGGUAUCUUCGCUAUAAUCUAUGACUGAGAGCAGUAGUAUUGUAAUUUCACUCUGUGGCAAAAUUCGGAGAUUUUGGCAAAGGGAAGCAAAUAUGCCGAAAAUUUUGUGUUUAAUUUUUGUUGGAGUGCUAGUACUUUUUGUCGUAACCCGAGCAUCUGGUGAAGAUGGCAAGAAAGGACCAAAAGUCACCGAUACAGUAUGGUUUGAUAUUCAAAUUGGAGGGGAAGCCAUUGGCCGGAUUGAAAUAGGGCUUUUCGGAAAAACUGUGCCAAAAACUGUUGAAAAUUUCAAGCAAUUGGCAACAUUACCUGUAGGUGAUGGCUACAAGGGCAGCAAAUUUCAUCGUAUAAUUAAAGAUUUUAUGAUCCAAGGAGGUGACUUCACAAAAGGAGAUGGAACUGGAGGUCGCUCCAUUUAUGGAGACCGCUUCCCUGAUGAAAACUUCAAGUUGAAGCAUUAUGGUGCUGGAUGGUUAUCUAUGGCAAACGCCGGUAAAGACACAAAUGGAUCUCAGUUCUUUAUUACAACAAAAAAAACAAGUUGGUUGGAUGGAAGACAUGUUGUUUUUGGAAAAAUAAUUAAGGGAAUGGAUAUUGUGAGAAAAAUUGAGAGUACCCCUACUGACAAUAGGGAUAAGCCUCUAAAAGAUGUGGUCAUCGCCGAUUGUGGAACUCAAGUAGUUUCAGAGCCAUUUAGUGUAGCAAAGGAAGAUGCUACUGAAUAAUUAAAUUAUUAUUUUGUGAUAAUUUUUCAUACAGGUUAACCAGUCCAGUAUAAUAUACUUUUUUUUAUAUACUU
This is a messenger RNA of Cylas formicarius (sweet potato weevil), 807 nucleotides long. RefSeq names its product peptidyl-prolyl cis-trans isomerase B. Gene Ontology annotation, molecular function: peptidyl-prolyl cis-trans isomerase activity. Gene Ontology annotation, biological process: protein folding; protein peptidyl-prolyl isomerization. The record is from RefSeq and is a predicted model, not a curated record. The transcript is spliced from 4 exons. NCBI's taxonomy places the organism in Eukaryota, Metazoa, Arthropoda, Insecta, Coleoptera, Brentidae. Bases 29 to 733 code for a protein of 234 amino acids. Gene Ontology annotation, cellular component: intracellular membrane-bounded organelle.